UCACACACUCUUUCAUCUAUUGAAUUUAAUUCUGUCAAACUUAAACAAAUUUCUUUAAUUAGCUACAUUAAAAACUGUCAAUCACUUUCAAAAUUAACUAUUUGUAAUUGUUUCUUUGAAAGUGAAGGCGAUAAAUUUAAUUUGGUAGACCAAAUUUCUCUUAAACAGCUUGUAAUUUAUAAUUCUAUAGCACCUGUUAUUGCGCUGCUGUUUCUCUGCAAUUCAAGUUUAGAAACCUUUAAAAUUAUAGGUCCGCGUUGUGGAGAUAAAAUUGAAAAAAUUUUUGAAAUAACUUUUGAAA
Messenger RNA from Racocetra fulgida, 301 nucleotides. NCBI's taxonomy places the organism in Eukaryota, Fungi, Glomeromycota, Glomeromycetes, Diversisporales, Gigasporaceae. The record is from the annotation of a GenBank genome assembly.